GAAGCUUAAAGGGGAAGCUAAUCCCGACUUCAUUAUCCACCAAACAACCACUAACAAAUAGCCACCACCGAAUAUUACCAACUAAUCAUGACGUCAGCCACCAAUUCUAGAGUCCUGGGGUCACAUGAGAUACGGCAUACCACGCCCAUUAGCCGUAACAAUAAUACCAAUAACAAUAAUACCAAUAAUACCAAUAGUACCAUUACCAAUAGUACCAGUACCAGUACUAAUAAUAGCAAUACCAAUUAUACACCAUCCCUAAAGUGGAUCCCUCAGAUAAGAGCACUACCGUCCAAACCCAAUGAUUCAUUACAAUUAGAGUAUAUAGUCAGUAAUCUUGACAAUUCACGGAAGUUGAUAGGCCACGUAGAAGAUUUUACUCGUAGUGGAGAAGAAUACGUAGGUAUAGUGGACGAAAGAGUUAAUGGAGCAUUAAUUCGAUUAAAUCAGGUUAAAUAUGAAUUAGACUGGGUAGAUGAUUUAUAGAUUGGCAUAUAUUAUGUAAAUAGAAUAAAGGAAUAUAGUAAUAAACAGGUUCUAUUAAGAGACCGAAAUGA
Messenger RNA from Scheffersomyces amazonensis, 557 nucleotides. RefSeq lists its product as uncharacterized. The record is from RefSeq and is a predicted model, not a curated record. The transcript has a single exon. Bases 88 to 486 code for a protein of 132 amino acids. NCBI's taxonomy places the organism in Eukaryota, Fungi, Ascomycota, Pichiomycetes, Serinales, Debaryomycetaceae.